AUGGAUAAUCAAUUACCAUCAAUAAUGGUGCCUCCCGAAUAUGACGAGGAAUUGAAUCAUUUGUUUUUUAUCAAAAAUGUACGAAAUGGUAGUGGUAUGAAAAAGUCUGAUUUACACCAAAAUUUUUAUAGUAUUUAUAAAGCCUUCGUUGAAAAUCGGCAAAAUUUAAUCAAUGAAUUGAGAAAUAUAGCAGAUGAGUCGGUAUGUGUUAAAAAAAGUUGUACCAUUUCUACAAUCACGGGAAGUUCAGUUGGUAUUGCUGGUGGUACUGCAGCAAUUGCUGGAACUAUUGUAUAUCCACCGUUACUUGUUGGAGGAUUGGUUAUUGCUGGGCUUGCUACGGCUACAAAUUUGGGGACGCAACUGACCGAAUUCAUACUUUUUCGAAAUAUGGUCAAGAAGGUGGAAUCACUGUCAAAAUAUGAUAUCGAACUGAUGCACGAUAUUGAAGACAUUUAUCAAGAUGCGCUGAAUUCUAACUUGUUUGAAGUAAACGAACAAGCAGAUAGAACUUUCCGGACCAUGGAUACUGCAACAAAUGACCUCCCAUCAUUGGGACUUCAAAUUGGCGCCAGUGGUGCGAAAAGUGCAACCGCUUUAGGCUUGCGAAGUGUUGGAAUUCAAGUGAGUCAGAUUGGAAGCACACUGAUGCGGGGCAUUGCACGUGGUGCCAUUGGGAUUGGUAUUAUUAUUGACGGUGUGACGAUGUUUAUAUCAGCGCGUGACAUAGCAACAGGUUGUUCAACAAAAUUUAGUGAUUGCUUAAAUAAUCUUGCGGAUUUCAAAGAAAAAGAAUUAGGGCAAAUUAUGACUAGAAUUGAUUUAAGCAAUUUACUUAUAGAAGAGUAA
This is a messenger RNA of Brugia pahangi, 849 nucleotides long. NCBI's taxonomy places the organism in Eukaryota, Metazoa, Nematoda, Chromadorea, Rhabditida, Onchocercidae. The record is from the annotation of a GenBank genome assembly.